AUGCAACAAAGUCGAUUGGAUAAAUUUUUUACAAUUAAAAAAUCAGCAACAACUAGUAAAUUAGUGAAUAAUAGUAAUGAUGACGAUGGUGGUUUAAAUGAUUCAACAACAUCUAAUCGACAAACCAAUAAACGAUUAUCGACAAAUGCAUAUGAGAAUAACAAGAAACUAAAACGAACAAAAUCAGAUUCACAUGCAAUAAACAGUGAGGAUAGUUCUCAAAGUAAGGAAAAUAUCGAAACUAACUUCUCGUUAAAUCAAUUUUAUUUGGAUAAAUUCUUAUUAAUUCUUUCAUCAUUACUUGAACAUCAUAAAUGUUUAUUUGAUGAAAAUGAAUUAAUAUUAUUGAAAAAAUUUCAAGCAUUAUCUGCGUCAUCACAAAUUAUAUUUGUUCGUUUAUUAAUGCGUCGUUGUAAAUGGCUUCGACGAUCGACUAUUAAUUAUGAAAUAUCUGAUGUAACAAAUGAUAACGAUAGUUUAAAUCCACUUGUGCAAAUAGGUUUAUUACAAGAUAUAUCAUCAUUAGACAAUCUUGAUGCUGGUCUUCGUUUAUUAACUAGUGAUGAAAUGCGUGAUUUUUCGAAACGUUUCCAUUGUCAAUCAAAAACAAAUAAAUCGAAAAAAACCUCAAUAGAAAAUUUAAAAAAUCUAACAAACCAAUAUAAAUCAAUGUUUGGCUCAACGACGACGACAAAUCGUGAUCAUAUUUUAUUAAAAGAAUUAAAACGAAUGAUAAAUAAUUGUUAUAAAAUAUCCGAAGAUGUUCGUGGAUUGUUUUUUCGUAUGAUGUUAACGUAUCACCCAGUUGCACUUUUAGCUACGGAUGAUCUUGAUCAAAAUGCAUUUGCACUAUUAUAUAAAACAUUUCAAAUUACUCGUGGACAACUUCGACUACCAUGGAAUGCAGAUCAAAUUAAUCAUGAAUAUUUACCAUUUAAAACCCCUGAACAAUUGAAGUGUUACCAAGAAGCUAUCGAUCUUCAAACAGAAUAUUUUCAAUUAGAAGAAUCGAAAAAUACCGAUGAAUUAAUAAAAUUCUAUGAAACAUAUAAUGAACAAUUUCGUGCAAUGAUUGACUCAUCUAUUGAAAAUGAACAAUUGCCCGGCUAUUUUCGUCGCUUUUCACCCGAUUAUGUUCGUGCUCGUAUUCUGUCGUCGCUAACUGAAAUAUUACAACGAGCUCGACGUUAUGAUGAAUCUAUCGAAUUAAUUCAAUAUUUACUGAAUCGAGCAAACUAUAGUCGACAUCGUCGAGGUAAAUUAUGGAAUCGUUUAGCACUUAUACAAGAAAAUUAUGUUAAAACGAAUGGUCAUCAACAAUGUUUAAAUACAAUAUAUGAUGCAUUAAAGGAUCCUUAUGUUAAAUUAGGUGAUCGUCUUUCACUGUGUGAACGAGCAAGAAAAUUAUAUUCACGACCAAAAUCCAGAGGAGUACUUGUAGCAGAUUGGAUAAACAAUGAAGACGAAAAACUAAUGUGGAAUAUACCAAUGCCGACUGAAAUUGAAGUUACUGGACGUCUAAUAGCCAAUGAUGCUCGAAUGGGUAAAGUAACAUAUACAAUACAAGAUCCAGUUGAUGGUUCAAUACAAUUUUGUAAUGUUGAACAAUUAGCUAUUCAACAUUAUCGAACGCAAGAGGAUUAUCCUUAUGGUAUUCAUUCUGAAGGAGCUAUAAUUCGAACAUUAAUUGGCCUUUUAUUUCUUGAUUUAAUUUAUACGUUGCCAACACCUGAUCUACUUAUUGAUAUAUUUCAAACAGAACCUCUUGAUUUUCAAACCGAUGCUUUUUAUAAGUCACGUCAAAGCCAGAUUGAUGAACGAAUAAGUCACUUGAAUUCUGAAGAAAAUAUUCAAGAUGUCGCUGAAAAAAACUGGGAUAUGUACAAUCUAACAAUGAGUUCCGUUGUAAAUUGGGAAUUAUUUCCAACAAAAUCAACAUUAUUAAGUGCUUUGAAAUGUUUAACAUCCGAACAAAUUCAAUUAAUAUCAACUUAUACAUUUGUACAUAAUCGUGCUGUAUGGAAAGGUUUUCCAGAUUUAUUCGUAUGGAACCCGGUAUCCAAAAAAUGCAAAUUUGUUGAAGUAAAAAGUCAUAAUGACCGUCUUUCACAUCAUCAAAUAGUCUGGCUUGAUAAAUUAGUUGAAUUUGAAAUUGAUUGUGAAGUAUGUAAAGUUAGUGCCAACGGUGCAAAGAAAACGUUACAGCGAACGCCAUCAAUUAUUGAACUUGAUUAA
Molecule: messenger RNA, 2235 nt
Organism: Rotaria socialis
Lineage: Eukaryota; Metazoa; Rotifera; Eurotatoria; Philodinida; Philodinidae
Source: the annotation of a GenBank genome assembly